CGGGGGAGGGGGACACCCGGAGAUAGGGCUGCCCCACCCAGGACAGAGCUCACUCCUGGGGCCUGUGGGUUCUCCAAAGGUAUCCCAACAUGGACGGGCAGCAUUCUGAAAAGUCACAGAGCGACACCACGGCUGAUAGGACGUCAUCAGCCAUGUCCCAGAACCCCAGGGCAGCCCAGCGCCAGGCUGGAACACGUGGGAACCCAGAAGGGGAUGCCCCAUGCCCUGCUUCCCACAGAAUCUCCUCCCCUAUCUCCAGAUCCAUGAAGGACCUGUCUUGUAUGAAGGUACCUCAGGACCCUGCUCACAGGGACAAACAGGCACACCCCACCACCAUUCUUCUCUGCAAGUCACGGAGCAGCCAGGCUGCUCUGAUGCCCAAGGAGCACAAGAUGUUCAUGGAGGAAGCCUACAAUGCAGCCAUUUGCUUCAAGAUGCUCCGUGACCUGAAUGGGUCAGAUCCCCUCCAUCUGAAGUACAUCAUCAAGAAGAUCAAAGGCAUGGCUUACAGAGCCCCCAACCUGGUGCUGGAAACCAUCCAUGACUACUUGGUAGACAAUCCAGAGAUCUCCUCCCGGCACAAGUUCCGGCUUUUCCACGUCCUGGAGGCAGUCAUUGAAGCCAGCAACUCCCUGGAAGAGGCCUGGCAGAAAUCAUUCAUGCAGCUGGCCCUGGAGAACAUGACCAAGUCCACGGAGCUGGAGGAGGUGUACCAGGACGCAGCCAGCGACGUGCUGCUGGCCAUCUGUAGGCACUCAUGGCGCGUGGUGGCCCAGCACCUGGAGACCGAGGUCCUGACGGGAGUCUUCCCUCACCGCAGCCUCCUCUACGUGAUGGGCAUCCUGACCUCGAAUGAGGCCAUCUUCAAUGAGGGAGAGAAGGCAUGCUGGGAAGAGCAGCUGGCCCAGUUGGCCGUCAAGUCGGUCCAGUUCCUGAACACAGACAUGUGGUCCAAGGAGCUGCUGUUGGCACUCACCAAGCCCGACCGGACACAUCAGGAGCAGCCCCCCGAGAAGGCUUUUCUGUUCAUCUACUAUGGGCUGAUCCUUCAAGCUGAGGACAACAGCACCACCGUCAGGACACACCUGAGAACCCUCCUGGACACGUCCCAUCAGUGGCCCAAGCAGAGGGAGGGUAUCGCGCUCACCAUAGGGCUGGCCGCAGCCCGCCACCUGGACCACGUCUGGGCUGUCCUGGAGCAGUUUGGCCGCAGCACACCCAUUAAAUGGAGCCUCCACAGCUUCUGCCUGAAGGGAAGGGUCAGGAGGGCCCUGACACUCCAUCUCUGCCCCCGCUGUGGUCAGAACGCAGAGGACCUCCAGUGGAAGUGGGCCAGCAGUACCAUCCUCCUGUCCUACGGUCAGAUGGCGGUCAGGGCCAAGGCGCACAUCCUCCCGUGGGUGGACAACAUCCUGUCGCGGAUGGUCUUCUAUUUCCACUACAGCUCCUGGGACGAGACCCUGAAGCAGAGCUUCCUUAGCGCUGUCCUCAUGCUGGUGGGGGCCGUCAGCCGUAACGAGGGGGCCCACAGCUAUGAGUUCUCCCAGGUGUCUGAGCUCCUCGAUUGUCUGAUGGUUUUGAUGGAGAAGGAACCCCGGGACACGCUGUGCACGCCAACCCGCCAGCAGACCAUUCACAUCAUCUCCAGCCUCUGUAAGCUGAGGCCGCCCCUGGACUUGGAGAAGAAGUCACAGCUGCUGUCCACCUGCCUCCACAGCGUGUUGGCCCUGCCACUGCUAGACGUCCUGGAGAAACACACCUGUCUCUUUCUAGAGCCGCCCAACAUACAGACCCUCUACAACAAGACCUCAAGUGCCCUGGACCAGUUGCUGCAGAGCUUCAUCAUGCAGAGCCCCACGACCGACGAGCUGCACUUACUGCUGUCGCACCUGUACCCCUGGCUGGCGUCGGAGAAGGCUCAGGAGCGGCAGCGGGCUGUGGACCGCAGCACCGCCCUCCUCAGAUUCCUGAGCCACAGCCACUCCCUGGACCCAAAAGAGGACUUCAGGCGGAUUGGGCAGCUGGUGGGCAUGCUGGGGAUUUUGUGCCAGGACCCGGACAGGGCCAUCCAGCAAUCUAGCGUGGAAGGGCUGGGCCACCUGUAUCAGCUCCUAAUAAGCCAGACAGCCAGGGCAGCUCCGAUGGUGAAUGCGCAAGCCCCCAAGCAGCUUUCCCCGGCCAGCGUGGAUGGGGCUCCCGUCUGGAGCAGCGGAGACCAGAAGACAGCUCCCCCCACCCCUCCGGAGAUGACAUUCCCAAAGGAUCACAUCUUCCAGCUUGACAGCUCCCAAGUCAUCAAGGAGGUCAUGAAGCAUCUCACGAAGGCAGAGCUGACCGACCUCAUCUGGACAGCCAUCGAAGGCCUGGGCUCCGCCAGCCCCUUCCGCGUUCAGGCAGCCGCCGACAUGCUGCUCACCACCAUCAGGGAGCAUGGGGCCAAGCUGGAGACCGUUGCCAACCUGGGCCGGGCCAUCCACUUGCAGCUCUGCUCUGUCUGCAUCCCCCAAGCCAAGGAAAAGGCUCUGCACGCCAUCACCCUGCUGGCCCAGAACCACACCCCCGAGCUGGUGGCCACCUUCCUGGACUUCUCCGUACCCCUGGACAGCCACGCCUUCUGCUUGUGGAGGGCCCUGGGGGCCGAGCAGCCCGUGAGCCGCCAGGUACUGGCUGUGCUGCUGGCCUGGCUGCAAGAGCGGGCCCUGCCCCCCGGGCCCCGAGACGGCAGCCCCCAGCCCAAGGACAAGCCCUGCCCACGCUCGCUCGCUGCCAUGAACAUGCUGCAUGAGCUGCAGUUUGCGCGGGAGUUCAAGAAGGCCGUGCAGGAGGCCUUCCCGCAGCUCCUCCUGGCCCUGCUCGCCCAGCUGCACUACACCCUGGAGCUGCACCUGCCCCAGGAGCCGCACCUGCCCCAGGAACCGCUCCUGCCCCAGGAGCCACACCUGCCCCGGGAGCCACACCUGCCCCAGGAGCCGCACCUGCUCCAGGAACCGCACCUGCCCCGGGAGCCACACCUGCCCCAGGAACUGCACCUGCCCCAGGAGCCCCAUCUGCCCCAGGAGCCGCACCUGCCCCAGGAGCCGCGCUCAGCCCUGGAGCCGCAGCCCGGCCACGAGGCCCCAGAGGCCAUGCCCAGCCCGCACAGCACAUCCCUAGAAGCACUGAAAAGCCUGCUGUCCACCACGGGCCACUGGCAGGACUUCGCUCACCUGGAGCUGCAGGGCGGCUGGAAGCUCUUCUCCACCAUCGACACCUACCCACAGGGCGUGAGUCUCCUCGCCAGGGCCAUGGUGCAGAACCACUGCAAGCAGAUCAAGGCCGUGACCAGCCAGCUGCUGCCCAAUCUGCAGAGCAAGGAGGCGCGGGAGCGGAAGGUGGCCAUCCUCAUCCUCACUGAGUUCCUCUACAGCCCCACCCUGCUGGAGGUACUCCCCAGGCAGGCUGCCCUGAUUGUACUGGCCCGAAGCCUCAGGGACCCCAGCCCCGAGGUCCGCGUGUUGAGCCUGCAGGGCCUGGGAAACAUCCUCUUCCACCCAGAGAAGGAAAGCCUGCUCCGCAGACAGCUGCCGCCCUUCCUCGACGGCUUCUUCCAGAACAACGAGCAGGUGGUCGUGCAGGUCAUGGGCACCGUGUCGGACGUGCUGCACCGCCUGGGCGCGCACAGCGCCGCCGCCCAAAGCCUGGGGGUCGCCAUCAACGCCCGCUCCUUUUUCGACGACGCAGGUCCAUCUGUGACUCCGAGCCCCCGGGACUUGCAGGAGCGGGAUGGCAUCCGGGCGGCGGCCAUGGCAUUGUUCGGGGACCUGGUGGCCGCGAUGGCGGGCAAGGAGCUAAGCAGCCUGCGGACCCAGGUCCACCAGAGCAUGGUGCCCCUCUUCCUGCACCUGAAGGACCACUGUCCGGGUGUCGUCACGCAGGCCAAGUUCACCCUGUACCGCUGCGCGGUGCUGCUCCGCUGGCGGCUCCGGCACACGCUCUUCUGCACGCUGGCGUGGGAGAGGGGCCUCAGCGCCCGCCACUUCCUCUGGACCUGCCUGAUGACCCACAGCCAGGAGGAGUUCGGCAUCCACCUGGCGCAGGCCCUCAGCUACCUGCACAGCCGCCACCGCCACAUCAAGACCUGGGCAGCGCUCUUCAUAGGUUACACCAUCUGCUACCACCCCCAGGCCGUGUCCCAGAUGGUGAGCAGCGUCGACACAAACCUGCUGUUCUCCACUUUUGAAGAUCUCAAAAAAGACCCGGAGCCCAGCAUCCGAGUAUUCGCCACCAGGCAGCUCUACUUCCUCCAGAAGGUGGCGGCCAGACCGUAGUGACCUCCUCCGCCUCCCUCGCCCCCGUCCCCUCCCCCGUGCCCACCGCACUGGUCAGCCCUGCCCCAUCCACACAGAGCUCGGUUGCAUAACAUUUUUCCACUUGAAAGAAAGAUCUAGAUUCAACAAAGAGCGUCGCACCUGUCGGCUCCCUGCCCACCACCUGGCCCCAGAGGAUGGAGGCCAGCCCAGGCGACACUGGCCGACAGACCAGGUCUCCCAGAGACAAACCGUGACGUGUGUGCAGGGCCCCCCAGUGACCGCCCCUCCCUGCCCGUGCGCCCCUGCGGGGGUCAGGUGGAAGCCCCCCGACCCGACCUGACCAGAGCCCAAGCCAGCAGAUGGAGCCGUUCACCGGGGCCUCCCUGACCCCCAAGUCCUCACCCCUACAGUCCCUGCCCAGCUGCGGGGGGUGGGGGGAACGGCCGUUGGCUGGCCUCCUUCAGGCCACAGGACUCCAGGUCUCUGUCCACCCUGACCCCAUCCUCGUGGGGACAGUCAGGACCAGAGCCAGACCUUCCCAGUGGGGCCGGGAUGAGCCAUGUGGCCUGAGGCAAGGGUCUCUGCUUCCCGAGCCUCAGCUAUUCCAUCUGUAAAAUGGGUACUAAGACCUGCCUCCCAGACCCCUCCUGAGUCCACAGGAGGUCCUGACCUCGCAGGCACCCCCGCCUCCCAGGGGGCCACCCGGAGACCCGCUGACCAUCAGUCAGGUCCUCCCUUCUCAGCCUUGGUUUGCCCACAUGUGAAAUGGGCAGAUGGGCCUCUCCCCUGCCCGCUGCAGUUCCUCAGAGCCUCACCCCAGGCCAGCCGGCCCCCCACUUGUGUGCCAGGUGCCCACACUGACCCCUCCUUCCACCUGGAGCACGUUCCCACCCUCCCCCCCGGGGGGCCCUCCACGCUGCCCCGUGCCCCGGGGGCCUGCCUGCAUGUCCCCGCCACAGGGAGCCCCCAGCCAGCCCCUCCUCAGCCACGGAGCCUGGGCCUCCCCUCCCUCGCACCAGACCCCACCCCCCAGAGACUGUGAGCCCCUCGGGGCAGGGAUUCGGCCUCCAGGGUGGGCACAGGGGGAGUCCCCGCAGCUUGGACCCUGGGUUGAAAAAAUACAGCGAGCUUCACAGAGCACAGAUUUACUAGCCUUCUCGGAGGUGCUUCGUUUGGUGGAGCUGGGGGCCCCCCUCCCUGCCCCGGGGCACAGAGAGGGCUGAGAUCUCCCCCUCCCUAUGUCUUAUCCGUCUGUCCAUCUCUGAACAGGGCCACAGAGGAGCGACUCUGGGGAGGGGAGGGCGUCUGCCUUUUCCCCACUCCCAUCCUGUGCACUAACCUCCGUGGGUGCUCCACCCCCCAGCCGGGGCAGGGGGGCCAUGCUCCAGGUUCACGGGGUCCCCUGGGGCCAGCCUGGUGGCUGUGGCCCCUGGGCAGAGCUACCAUCGCCCCUAAAAGGGGAGACUUCCCUGAGUUCUCCCACCAGGUGCUCCCUCCGGCCCCGGCUGGGCCGUGGGCAAGGAGGCCUCCUCCACACUCUCCUCCGGGAAGCCCGGCUCAGGGAAAGCCGGGGGCCGAGUGGGCCUGCACCCCAUGGGUUCCCAGACCACAGUGGUGUGAUAGACAAGCCUCGAGUCUGGAGGCGGGGAGGGGCCCAGCUCCGACCUAGCAGGCCGCUGGGCUCUAUGGAGCCGGGCACACGGAAGGCGCCCCAUUAG
Canis lupus familiaris (dog) is the source of this 6007-nucleotide messenger RNA. RefSeq names its product maestro heat like repeat family member 5 (gene MROH5). The coding region runs from base 90 to 4307 and encodes 1405 amino acids. Gene Ontology annotation, cellular component: cytoplasm. The transcript has 30 exons. The record is from RefSeq and is a predicted model, not a curated record. Lineage: Eukaryota; Metazoa; Chordata; Mammalia; Carnivora; Canidae.